GCGCAUGCGCGGCGCCGCCGGACCGUUUGACGGCGGGUUCGAUUCAAACGGCGGCGGCGGGAUAUGGAGGGGGGAACUUCUCGCAUUCCCGUCUACGGCUUGUCCUACCGUGCCGGGCCGCCCGCAGAAAUGCAAACGGCUUUUCCUUCAAAGAAACAAUGCGUCGGCAAAACACCAGAUCUAGAGUUCAACAAAGAUCCCAAUUUUAACUUUAGCUCAAACAUUCCAGCAGAUGGUGUCUUCAAAGCUACAAACCAAGGGUUGCCUAAAUCUGCCAAGAAAGUGGAACCGCUUUCAAAAAAGACAGCUGCAAGAGGACCCCUCAACAGAUACAAGCUAGAAGCAGAGCUGAAGACCAAGAAUCAGCUGUUAGAAACAGCCAAACAGCAGCUACACUCCAGACUAACGGGAGCACAAGGCACUAUCAAGGAGUUAAAGGAGGAAAAUGAAGGCCUGGUACAAGAAGUUGAGAAGCUGAAGAAAUUCCAGGAGACUUGCAUGGUGAUUUUAGAAAGCAGAAACAUUGAUCCUGUUACAGGUAGCAACAUUUUGGAGGAGGAAGAAAGGACACAAGAAUGCCAGAAGCAGACAACGCUGUUAACCGAGAAGCUCAUAGAAGAAUUGAGGCUAUUUAAUCAAACAGCCACAAAGGAAAACGAAGAGCUUCAGACAGCGAUGGCCAAGUGGAAAUCAGCAGAAGAAGGGAGCCAGCAGUCCCUGGAGAAGCAUUCCUCCUUUCAAGGGGAAAUUAAGGAAUGUUCAGCAAUACUUGAUGAGUUGGAGCUGCUCCUGGCCAUGUGAGGCACGAGGACAGACUGCAUUGUCUCUCUUUUUGGAUGUUUUACCCUUAGUUCGGUAGUCUCUACUUCACCAACCUCCUUCCUACGUUUGGUGGUCUGAAACCCCGAGCUGGUGAUGGCUCUGGGGGACAGUGGAUGGUGGGGACAGCGGCAGCAAGGGCUGACUGCCCGUGUGCCGAACGCUCCCGCUGCUCCUCCCAGGUCUGCCAGGGCUGUGCCUGCCCUGUCUCGCCGCACCCGGCGCCGGUGAGGGCCCGUCUGGCCCGCUCCGUCCCCGCGUUGUGAUUAUUCCCGUUUUUAACCCAUUAAACGUGUCGGAAGGAGGAGACGCGCCGUUACUGCCCUUGCCGCACCGCUGAGCAG
Messenger RNA from Chroicocephalus ridibundus (black-headed gull), 1163 nucleotides. It is a transcript of the gene KNSTRN, whose product is annotated as kinetochore localized astrin (SPAG5) binding protein. Gene Ontology annotation, biological process: spindle organization; regulation of attachment of spindle microtubules to kinetochore; mitotic sister chromatid segregation. The record is from RefSeq and is a predicted model, not a curated record. The coding region runs from base 64 to 801 and encodes 245 amino acids. Lineage: Eukaryota; Metazoa; Chordata; Aves; Charadriiformes; Laridae. The transcript has 8 exons. Gene Ontology annotation, cellular component: mitotic spindle; kinetochore; centriolar satellite.